Molecule: messenger RNA, 683 nt
Organism: Spea bombifrons (plains spadefoot toad)
Lineage: Eukaryota; Metazoa; Chordata; Amphibia; Anura; Pelobatidae
Gene: IAPP
Product: islet amyloid polypeptide
Exons: 4
Coding region: 116-514 (132 amino acids)
Cellular component (GO): extracellular region
Molecular function (GO): hormone activity
Source: RefSeq, a predicted model, not a curated record
CCACCAGACGGGACCACCAGACGGGACCACCAGACGGGACCACCAGACGGGACGCUCUGACUGGCAGCUUUGAACCUGUCACUGCCGCCUGCCGAGCCCGCGCAGAUCAGAAAUCAUGUGCUGCGUGAACCUGAUGGCCGCCCUCCUCGUCCUCUCGGUGACGUUCGGCUGCCAGGACGCGGCGCCCCUGCACAGACUGGAGUCGGACGGAGCCUCCAACGGGACUUCGGAGAAAGGAUGGAGAAUAGACGUCCAGGCGAGAUAUACCCUCUUCACACCCACCCACAAAAUGCCCCGACUGGAGACCCCAAGAGAAAGAGAGAGCCACCAGCUGGAGAAAAGGAAAUGUAACACGGCGACGUGCGUGACCCAGCGCCUGGCGGACUUUCUGGUGCGCUCGCACGGUAACAUCGGAGCCAUUUACUCCCCGACCAACGUCGGCUCCUUCACCUACGGCAAGAGGAACGUGGUUGGUCUCCUGAGCAGAGAGUCCUUCGACUACCUGCAGCGUUAGCGGCUCCUCGCUCCUGGCGCUCUCACGCGUAACACCCCUCCUGUAUAUUAUGGUUUCUUCCGACCCGCGCACAUUCUGGCGCUGCCCCGAGUGCCCCCCCCCGCGGUCUGUGGGCCGUCCGACGAGGGUUCGGUGGAACGAGGCGACUUCUGUAUAAACACAAAAAAAU